AUGUCAUUUGUUCACCUGCCAACCCCACCAAUCCAACCACCAACCCCACCAAUCCAACUGCUGACCCCACCAAUCCAACCGCCGCCACCCACCACCCAACCUGCCCAAGCAGCUCCUCAGGCCGACAACUCCAGCAAAGAGUUUGACUUCAGUGGUGUUCCCAGCACCUCAACUGACGAUGAACUUGGGCAGACUGGUGGACUCUCUCGAGCUUGGGCUCGCCCUCGCACAAGUGGCAGCACUUUCGCUGGAUCAUCAACCCUUGCAACACACCCAGCCAGUCCUGCUGCAGCAACAACAGUGACAUCGGAUACGAGGGCACCAUCGGUGUCAAGCAGUCACUCUAGAAACGUGGCCUUGGAUAUCGCAUACUAUUUUGUCAAGGCGGCCAAAGCCUCCAUACCUGAUUUCAGAGAGAAAUCCGCCUCGAACCCAAAGCUUAAAUUCGAGUUUUCCACCAAUACCUCCAACACCACGCUCAGGAACCACUUGGAGAACGUGCACAAAGAGGAGUACCUUCACCUCUGCGCCAAGAAGGGAUGGAACAACCUGCUUCCAAAGUCGCGAGUUCAGGCGGUAGAAGAAGUCAUCAAAGCAUGGGAAGUUUACUUCAGGGUUCUCAAACAAGAUCUCGCGAUUGCACUCAGAAAGGUGUCGUUCACGGCGGACAUUUGGUCAAAUCAGUCUUGUUAUCCACACCUUGCCAUGACCACCCAUUGGAUCUCACGCACUCCAACAGGUGGCCUGCAGUUCAAUUGCAUGCUUGUGGCUUUUCACCGUAUUCGAGGUAGUCACCAUGCGGAAUGGCUUGUAAGAAUCAUCCUUCACCUUCUCGAUCGAGCAGGCGUUACUGUCAAGGUUGGCCACUGGACACUUGACAAUGCCUCCGUGAAUGCAAAGUUCUUGGAAGAACUCCAAGUCCUUCUUGAAGCAAGGGAUAUUCCCUUCAAUGCAAAGGAUAGACACAUCAUCGAUGAAGCCAAAUUUGCAGCAGCCCUCCCUCCUGUGGAUCCAUGUCAACAAACCUUUGACAAGGCUUGUGCUCAGGAUCCUAUCGCACUAUGCCGUGGCGCUGUUUGUGCGAUCCAUGCCUCUGGUAAACAGCGCAAAAUGUUCCAGGAUAUUAUUUGUGACAGUAACGAGAAGGAGUGGUUCAAGGCAGCCAACGCCCCCACCAAGAUCAUCAAGCUUGAGAAUCUUGAACUUCUUUGUGAUGUUUGA
Messenger RNA from Cyclocybe aegerita, 1221 nucleotides. The record is from the annotation of a GenBank genome assembly. Lineage: Eukaryota; Fungi; Basidiomycota; Agaricomycetes; Agaricales; Hemipholiotaceae.